ACGUGCUGCGGGGAGCGGGGCGCUGAGGCCCUCGGUGGCACGGGGCUGCGGCCACCACGUCCCCGCUCGUGGCCGGGCGGUUUUGGGGCCAUGAGAGCAGAGGACCUGGUGGGAGCGGAGGAGGAGGAGAUGCCGUCCUUCCGCACCACUGGCAGGGCACGGAGCAGCUGCAGCCGGUGCCAGAGGAACCUCUCCCUGCAGACGGCCGUCAAAGUCCUCUACGUCUUCUCCGUCCUGCUCAUCGUGGCCGUCACCGUGCUGGCCGCCCUGGUGUUCAGGAGAGUCGACUCCAUCGCGGGCGGCAUCAGCUCGGCGCAGGCGUACUACGAGGAGAAGAUCCUGGCCAUCCAGGGGGAGAUCCAGGGGCUGGAUGAGAAGACCUCGGGGAACUGCUCGCUGUGCCAUGAGACGGCUGAGCUGGGCCAGGAGCUCGCCAGGCUGCAGGGCGAGCUGGAGGAGAUCCAGAAGAUGCUCCUGGCGCAGGAAAUCCUCCUGGACCGCACCUCCCGCACCCACGAGCUGCUCGCGUCCUCCGGCCAGGAGCUGAGCGCCGAGGUGGCUGGCUGCUCCCUGGCCAUCGGGCAGGUCAACCAGAGCGUGGGGCAGCUCAUGGCGCGGGCCGGGGGCUGGCAGGACGCGGCCGCGGGGCUGCGGGGCUCGCUGCGGGCGCUGGCGCAGGAGCGGCUGGAGGCGCGGGCGGCCGUGCAGCAGCUGAACGUGACGCUGGGGCAGAGCUCCGAGUGGAUCCGCGCCGUGCAGAGGAAGGCGGACGAGGAGACGCUGACGCUGCAGAAGAUGGUGGCCGAGUGGCAGAACCACACGCGCCUCCUGGGCGGGCUGCGGGCGGCCGCCGCCGAGACGGGCGAGAUGGUGAAGGGCCUUCAAAGCAGCGUGGGCGCCGCGGCCCGGCAGGUGGGGCAGAACUCGGAGAGCAUGCACGAGCUGGUGCUGCAGGUGAUGGGGCUGCAGCUGCAGCUCGACAACGUCUCCUCCUCCCUGGACGACCACGAGGAGACGGUGAGCGACCUGCGCUACCACGGCCAGUACGCGCAGAACCGCACGGCCGAGCGCUUCGAGACGCUGGAAGGGCGCAUGGCCUCCCACGAGGUGGAGAUCGGCACCAUCGUCGCCAACGUCAACGCCACCGACAGCCACGUGCACAGCAUGCUGCGCUACCUGGACGACGUGCGGCUCUCCUGCACGCUGGGCUUCCACGCCCACGCCGAGGAGCUCUACUACCUCAACAAGUCCCUCGGCCAGGCCCAGGGAGCCACCGACCGGCUGCGGGAACGUUUCGGCCUGCUCAGCGCCCGGCUGGACUUCGACGUCCGCAACCUGUCCAUGGUCAUGGAGGAGAUGAAGGUGGUGGACAUCCGGCACGGGGAGAUGCUGAGGAACAUCACCGUCUUACGAGGUGUGCCGGGCCUCCCGGGCCCCCGCGGCCUCAAGGGCGACGUGGGCACCAAGGGUCCUGCAGGAAGCAAAGGAGAGAAGGGCGACGCGGGCAGCCUGGGCUCACCGGGCCCCCCCGGCUCCCCCGGCCCCCCGGGUCCCCCCGGUCCCCAGGGAGAGAGGGGACCCCUGGGCGUGAAGGGCUUCCCCGGCCUCAAGGGCACAAAGGGCAGCUUUGGGCUGUCCGGCUCCGAGGGACAGACGGGGCCCAAGGGAGACCUGGGCCCCCCAGGGCCGGAGGGGGGGCCGGGGCCAGCGGGACCCCCCGGUCCUCAGGGAAAACCGGGGCUCCCCGGGAACCCCGGGGCUGUGGGACGGAUCGGCCCCACGGGACCCAAGGGAGACCCCGGGUUGCGGGGCCCCCCAGGACCACCGGGUCCCCCCGGUCCCCCCGGCCCGUGACCCAGCCUUGGAGCCACGCUGAUGG
Molecule: messenger RNA, 1879 nt
Organism: Cygnus atratus (black swan)
Lineage: Eukaryota; Metazoa; Chordata; Aves; Anseriformes; Anatidae
Gene: SCARA3
Product: scavenger receptor class A member 3
Exons: 6
Coding region: 91-1854 (587 amino acids)
Source: RefSeq, a predicted model, not a curated record